UGAUAAAAAAAAAAUUAAACGUUAGCAAUAUCGUUACAAAGCUAACUAUUUUAAUAUGUAAAUUGCUUGAAAGAAAGAAAUGAAUUUCUUUUUUUUUAGAUACUUUAUCUUUUAUUAUGGACAAAUCAAUUCGUAAUAAUAGAGUAACUCGACGAUACAAAUAUCUUUUGCUAACAAUGUUUUGAAUUAUUUAUAGAAGAAAGGGGUUUUUUUUUAUUUUUACUGCUUUUUAUAGAUUACAAAUAAUUCUGAGACAAUGUAUCUUAGAAGAAAUUAAAUAAAAAAAAUAAAGGUAAAAAAAUUAUCUAAAAAAAAAAGAGUCAUACAUUGAAGAGAAAUUGUCAAGAGAACACGCAAUUUAAAUCGAUUGAGAGAAAAUUUGUACCUCUACAGAAAUAAUUUUGAAAAAUAAAAAUUUUCUAAAAAAUUAUUAUUUGUUUAAAGGAAAAUAUUUUUUACAAAAUUUUUUUUACAUUUUUUAAUAUUUAAUUUUUUUUUAUAAACUUUUUAAAAAAGGCACUAUAUGUCGUAUCAGAGAAAAGAGUCAUUAUAUUUGGGUGAAUAUUCAUAUGCAAUGUUUCAAUUUUGUGGAUUUUGGAGACCAGUUCAAUGGAAAUCAUUAUGGAAAAUUUAUAUUUACAGUGUUUAUUCAACAAUUUCUGUAAUAAUGUUUGUUAUAUUUAAUUUUUGUUUUUUCAUAUCAAUGUUUAAACCACAUGACAGUAUUGAAACACAAAUACAAAGUAUUUUUUACUGUUGUACAUUUCUUAUGGCAUUAAUAAAAUUGACAAUUUUAUUUUGGACACGUAAAACAUUUAUUGAAUCAAAUCAAAUGUUUUUGUCCGAAAUUUGUCAGCCUUGCGAUGAUGAAGAAAUUGCUAUACUACGAGAUUGUUCUCGUAUAGGAAAGCGAAAUACAAUUUUGUUUUUUAUUUUGGUACAUAUUACCGGAGUGGUAAUGUAUUUGGUACCAUUGGCAUCAAAAAAUGUAACAUCACUUCCGUUAGCAACAUGGGUACCAUAUUCUCUUGAAAAUAAUAUUGUAUUCAAGUUAUCAUAUUUGCAUCAUUCAAUUGGAAUGUUUACAACAGUGACAAUUUCAAUUGCCAUGGAAAGUUUAGCAUUAACAAUUACAUUACAAAUUUGUGGACAACUUGAUAUAAUUAUUCAUCGUUUAAAUUUACUUCCCGAUUUAUGGAAAAAUAAUAAUAAUAAUAAUAAUAAAAAAAAUUCUAAUCCAUAUGAUGAAGAAAUAAAACUCACCAAACGUUGUAUAAGACAUCAUCUUUAUGUAUAUUCUUUGGGAGAAAAUUUAAAUAAACAAUUUGGUCCAGUGAUUUUCAUACAAUUUUUUGCCUCAAUGAUAAAUCUUUGUGCUAUUAUAUAUAAUUUAUCAAAAUUAGAUCCUGAUGGUAGAAUAUAUUGGCUUAUGGUUUCUUCAGUUGGAAGUUAUACAUUUCAAAUUUUUAUUUAUUGUUUUUAUGGUGACAAAGUUACAGAAAAGAGUUCAGAUGUAGGAAAGGCAAUUUAUUUUCUUGACUGGCAUGGAUUAACAAUAAAAACAAAAAAAAAUCUUAUAACAAUAAUGAUAAGAUCAACAAGGCCUAUUAGGUUAACAGGUGCAUCAUUUGUCAUCAUGUCAAUUGAUACAUUUAUGAAAAUUGUUAAAUCAGCAUAUUCUGCAUACAAUUUACUAAAAAGACAAUAAAUUUUUUGUUUUAACAAUUUGAAAGAAAGUAGUAAUAAAAAUUAAUUAGCAUUUAUAAUACUAAUUUGUUUGUCGUUUUAUGUAGGAUUUAAAUAAUAAAAUACA
Messenger RNA from Leptopilina boulardi, 1813 nucleotides. RefSeq names its product odorant receptor 67c-like. Gene Ontology annotation, biological process: detection of chemical stimulus involved in sensory perception of smell; sensory perception of smell. The transcript is spliced from 5 exons. Gene Ontology annotation, cellular component: plasma membrane. Gene Ontology annotation, molecular function: odorant binding; olfactory receptor activity. The record is from RefSeq and is a predicted model, not a curated record. Bases 524 to 1708 code for a protein of 394 amino acids. Lineage: Eukaryota; Metazoa; Arthropoda; Insecta; Hymenoptera; Figitidae.